UGUUUGUUGGUUUGGAUUAGGCAUUGCAUAGCAGUUUGAAACAUUCACCGUGUGAAGGAGCUCUCAUAGUAUAGCAGAAAGGUCUCUUCUCCAUUGACACCCUUGUGCAAAGCAAGCAAACACAAGAUGGGCAACCAAACAUUAGUCUUAAAGAUGGUUUUGCUUGCUGUGUUUGUUGGGUGGUUGAUGGUUUGGAUUUUGUUGCCAACAAAAAUUUAUAAACAAACCUGGACACCAACCCUUAACACCAAGCUCAAUUCUACAUAUUUUGGAGAACAAGGGACAAAUCUCCUCCUCUUCUCCUUCCCUAUGAUGUUUAUAGCAGGUUUGAGUUGUGUUUAUCUCCAUCACAAAAAAUCCAAGUCCUACUUCAAAAGUGAUGUUUCAAGUCAUCAUUUGGCCUUCACAAGACGUCCGGUGCUUAUAAAAGCACCUUUGGGAAUUGUCACUGCAAUGGAGCUUACAUUCGCAGCCAUGUUCAUCGCCCUCCUGAUCUGGUCUCUUGCCAACUACUUGUAUGUCAGCUUUGGACACCUCCAUAUGCACAAAGUUGGAGAGAAAGUGUGGCAAGCAAAAUUCCGAAGUGUAUCACUGAGACUAGGUUACAUUGGAAACAUAAGCUGGGCAUUUCUCUUCUUUCCUGUAACAAGAGGGUCUUCCAUUUUGCCUCUUGUUGGUUUAACAUCAGAGUCCAGCAUCAAAUACCAUAUCUGGCUUGGCCAUCUCUCUAUGAUCCUCUUCGGUGGACAUACCCUUGGAUUCAUCAUCUACUGGGCCAUGACCAAUCAAAUGGCUGAGAUGCUGGAAUGGAGCAAAACAUAUGUAUCAAAUGUAGCAGGAGAGAUAGCAAUAGUAUUUGCAUUAGCAAUGUGGAUUACAAGCUUUCCUUGCGUAAGAAGAAAGAUGUUUGAGGUUUUCUUUUACACACACCACCUAUACAUCCUAUACAUCUUCUUCUACAUCCUCCAUGUUGGUGUUUCCUACCUGUGCAUGAUACUUCCAGGGAUCUUCCUCUUCCUCAUCGAUCGCUGCUUAAGAUUUUUACAAUCUCGAAAUCGAGCUCGCUUGCUCUCUGCUAGACUUCUACCUGGUGGCACUGUUGAGCUUAAUUUCUCCAAGUCUCCAGGAUUAAUUUAUAAUCCAACAAGCAUGUUGUUCAUAAAUGUGCCAAGGAUUUCAAAGUUGCAAUGGCACCCUUUUACAGUUUCUUCCAACUGUAAUAUGGAAGCAGAUGAACUCAGCAUUGUGAUCAAAUGCGAAGGAAGUUGGUCUCAAAAGCUUUACAAACAAAUUUCUUCUUCUUCUCUAGAUCAUUUGGAAGUUUCAGUUGAAGGACCUUAUGGGCCUACUUCACUUGAUUUUCUAAAGCAUGAGUCCCUGAUAAUGGUGAGUGGAGGUAGUGGGAUUACUCCAAUGAUUUCCAUAAUCCGGGAGAUUAUUUUCCAGGUAACCAAACAGAACAGCAAAGUUCCAAGUCUCCAUCUCAUCUGUGCUUUCAAGAACUCAGACGAUCUCACAAUGCUAGACAUCUUGCUUCCAAGCUCUGGGGCAUUUGCUGAUGAACUUUCCAGAAUAGGGUUGCAGAUAGAUGCUUAUGUAACAAGAGAGGAAGUGCAGCCUCCAAAAGAUGCAGAGAAGCUCCCACAAACGGUACGGUUUGAGCCAAACCCAUUGGACUCUCCCAUUUGCGAAGCUCUCGGACCAAACAAUUGGCUAUGGCUUUGUGCAAUAAUCUCAUCCUCAUUUGUCCUGUUCCUCCUCUUCUUGGGAAUUGUUACUCGUUACUAUAUUUACCCAAUUGAUCAUAACACUGGAGAAUUCUACCAUUUCUCAUUCAUAGCUCUUUGGGACAUGUUUUUGGUCUGUUCCUGCAUUUUUCUAGCUUCUAGUGCAGUUUUUCUCUGGUGCAAGAGAAUCAAUGCAAUGGAAGGGAAACAAGUACAGAACCUUGAAAUAUCAACAUCAUCACCAGCACAAUUGUCUUAUGGUGCUGAUAUAGAACUUGAAAGCCAUCCUCUUCAGUCACUAGUCCAAGCUAGGAAUGUCCAUUUUGGUACAAGACCUGAUCUAAAGAAAAUUUUGUUUGAUUCUCAAGGAUCUGAUAUUGGAGUACUGGUUUGUGGCCCAAGGCAGAUGAGACAUGAGGUUGCAAAAAUUUGUUCAUCUGGUUUGGCAAAUAAUCUGCACUUUGAAUCCAUUAGUUUUAAAUGGUGAUUCAUGCAGUAAGUUAUUUUCCGCACCAAGAAUAGGGUUUUGUGCCAUAUACGUUGAUCAAUCCGUGUAUAAAUAUAAAGUGGGGCUACUCUCUUUCUGGGGUUUUCGAUCUGAAUUGUUUGUAACUUGUAUAAUUAUGUAUGGGUUUCUCUCUUUCUUUCUUUUUUUUUAAAAUAUGAUUUGCCUGUAGUCUGUAUUAAUGAUACCUAGUGGGAUUUCUUUUUCUUUUCUUCCCUUUUUUUUUUUUUUUUUUA
This is a messenger RNA of Ziziphus jujuba (common jujube), 2468 nucleotides long. Its product is annotated as ferric reduction oxidase 4-like. The record is from RefSeq and is a predicted model, not a curated record. Bases 127 to 2214 code for a protein of 695 amino acids. The transcript is spliced from 8 exons. Gene Ontology annotation, cellular component: plasma membrane. Gene Ontology annotation, molecular function: oxidoreductase activity. Lineage: Eukaryota; Viridiplantae; Streptophyta; Magnoliopsida; Rosales; Rhamnaceae.